This is a messenger RNA of Rattus rattus (black rat), 1768 nucleotides long. RefSeq names its product COPI coat complex subunit zeta 1 (gene Copz1). The transcript has 9 exons. Gene Ontology annotation, cellular component: COPI vesicle coat. Lineage: Eukaryota; Metazoa; Chordata; Mammalia; Rodentia; Muridae. Bases 81 to 614 code for a protein of 177 amino acids. The record is from RefSeq and is a predicted model, not a curated record. Gene Ontology annotation, biological process: intra-Golgi vesicle-mediated transport; retrograde vesicle-mediated transport, Golgi to endoplasmic reticulum; intracellular protein transport.
GCGGGAUCUAGCGAAGACUCAGGGCCAAUCAGCGGCGACGUCGCUUGUGCGACUCCACGUCGGCAGCAGCUGCGGGCAAGAUGGAGGCGCUGAUUUUGGAGCCCUCCCUGUACACUGUCAAAGCCAUCCUGAUUCUGGACAAUGACGGAGACCGACUCUUCGCCAAGUACUAUGACGACACCUACCCCAGUGUCAAGGAGCAAAAGGCCUUUGAGAAGAACAUUUUCAACAAGACCCAUCGGACGGAUAGUGAAAUCGCCCUGUUGGAAGGGCUGACGGUGGUCUAUAAAAGCAGCAUUGAUCUCUAUUUCUAUGUGAUCGGCAGCUCCUAUGAAAACGAGCUGAUGCUCAUGGCUGUUCUGAACUGCCUCUUCGACUCCCUGAGCCAGAUGCUGAGAAAAAACGUAGAAAAGCGAGCUUUGCUGGAGAACAUGGAGGGGCUCUUCUUGGCUGUGGAUGAAAUUGUAGAUGGAGGGGUGAUCCUAGAGAGCGACCCCCAGCAAGUGGUGCACCGGGUAGCUUUGAGGGGUGAAGACGUCCCCCUUACAGAGCAGACCGUGUCUCAGGUGCUGCAGUCAGCCAAAGAGCAGAUCAAAUGGUCCCUCCUUCGGUGAAGGUGUUCUGAGCCCAGUUCCUUGCCCCUCAAAGCCCACAUCUGCUGUGACUUCUUAUCCAGGCCCCCCAACUUACGUCCUUUGGGUCAUCUUGGAGAAUUGCAAUGGAUUCUUGUGUCUCAUACUUUCUGGGGUUCUUUCCCCUCCCUCUCAUGAGAGUAAAGUCCCCAGCAUAUUUGAGUGAGUCAGAGAAAACACCCUCUUCCUACUUACACUGGUCUCGUCCCCCCAGUCCCCCCCUCAAAUCCCCCAUUCUCUCCUUGGUUUCUUGGCCCUUUACUGUGGCUGUACUUUAGAUCAACAAAGUAAGAGAAAGAAUGUGCUGAGUGUUUUCUUCCCUGUGCCCUAAGGGCCCCCAUCCCAGCAGCCCAUGUAUCCAGCAAAGGGAGGACUCCUAUCUUCAGCACAAGUGGGUUUGGAGUGGCAGAGGCCAUACGUUCUUUGCCGCAGCUUCUCUCCUUCCUGCUGCCCUAUCCUCUGCCUUAGAAGAAAUGGGAACAGCCUAUAGGGAGGGGACAGAGCUGCAGAGGAACAGUGAUUUAAAGGCUCUUGGAGUUUAUGAAGUGCAUCCUCUACCCUGAUCUGGCCUUCAGCCUCCAAGCUGCUAUACUUGCACGUGGUCCUGAGAACAUCUCUCUAGGUCUGUACCACACCUCUCUGCCUGUAUCACCUGUGAGAUCUUUGCCUGGUGUGGCCUCUCACCCUGGAGCAAAACCAGACCUUGGAACUAAAACUACUUUAGUCCCUAGAAAAGUUUCUGCUCAGAACUGAGGAAGGAAAGGGCCUAAUGGUGUCUGCCUUGCUGUGUUCCUUCUACUCAGCGUCACACUCACAUUCCUCUGCCUUGGUUCUACAAUCUGCUGUUGAGUUCCCCCUCUCUGCAUCAGUCUUCCCUAGAAGCAGAGGGUCUGGUGCAGUGCCUUUCCUCUGAGGCUUGGAUUCCUGUUCUUGGGUGUAAUGUUGCCCCUUGACCCCACAUCCCUGUGAAAAUGACUUGGGGGAAAAAAAAAAAACGUUUCUGAGCAAGCAUUCUGGUUCAUGCAUUGGCUGAAGUGGGCAGACUGAAGGCGGCCUCUGCAAGAAAUGGAGUCAGGCGAAGUCCACCUUGUACACUGCUGUGCAGCAGAGGAAUAAAGUGAAUCUCUUCCAAACUG